UUAGCCAUCCCCAUUCCUAACAUCAAAAUCUAAACAUCCAAGAUUCAGCUACAUCACAAACCUCUUGUCAGUCAGAACUUGCUUUCUUGGAACAAUUUCCUUCUUGUUCUGUCUCUUCAAUUCGUUUCCUAAUUUUUGCUUUCUCAUUUAUUUUAAGUUCAUAGUCUAAAUUUUGGAAUUUUCGCCCUUUGUGUUAUCAUUCAAUGGAAGGUCUAAUCCCAUUUCUCCUCCACGCCAUUAAGAAACAGAGGCCUCAUCACAACAGUUUCCGUUGCCUCUCCGACACUUCUAACCGGAGCUACCACAUCCUCGUCGGAACUGACUCCGUCGAGGGAUCGUCUCACCGAAGAACUCGAUCGGACUUUCAGCCUCCGGUCACCACCGUGGAUUUCUUGAAUCUGCCUCAGCACAGAAGCUUCAAUAACAGAGCACCUACUCUGUUUUCCCCUGUUUCCUAUAAGAAUGAUGCCAGCAAUUUACAAACGACGGCCACUUCUGUUGAUAAUCUCCGCCAUAGGAAAGCUUAAAGAACUACUACUAUAGUGCUGCGUUAUUUAGUACACUGUAGUUCCUCACAAGAUGAUCUUAAGUGUAAAUGUGUAAUAUUUGGUUGAACUAUUAUAUAAAAUGGUUUGCUUA
Capsicum annuum is the source of this 639-nucleotide messenger RNA. RefSeq lists its product as uncharacterized. The transcript has a single exon. The record is from RefSeq and is a predicted model, not a curated record. NCBI's taxonomy places the organism in Eukaryota, Viridiplantae, Streptophyta, Magnoliopsida, Solanales, Solanaceae. Bases 204 to 527 code for a protein of 107 amino acids.